Messenger RNA from Penicillium antarcticum, 1650 nucleotides. RefSeq names its product acyl--CoA ligase. Gene Ontology annotation, molecular function: CoA-ligase activity. NCBI's taxonomy places the organism in Eukaryota, Fungi, Ascomycota, Eurotiomycetes, Eurotiales, Aspergillaceae. The transcript has 5 exons. Gene Ontology annotation, biological process: secondary metabolic process. Bases 1 to 1650 code for a protein of 549 amino acids. The record is from RefSeq and is a predicted model, not a curated record.
AUGAUCUUCGAACCCGCAGAGAGGACUUUGCUCCCCACAAAGGACCUCUUGUCGUACAUUUUUGAUGAGCCACCGUACGAUCAGGACCAGCCAAUCUAUAUUGACGUCCAUGACCCCUCGCGCUCUAUCUCCUGUAAUCAGGCGCGAAAGCUAGUACGCCAGCUGAUUGCAGGUCUACGGGCAUCGGGCCUUCAGCCCGGCGAUUGCGUUUUGAUACAUUCUUUCAAUGACAUAAAUUACAGCAUUCUUGUGUUGGCCAUCAUCGGCGCCGGGGGGAUUUUCACCGGGUCGAAUCCAUCCUACACUCCCCAUGAGUUAGCUCAUCAUAUCAAAGCUUCCCAAAGCAAGUUCCUCAUCUCAGAGCCAGAGAUUUUAGAUUCUCUCCUGCGUGCGGCCAAGCUGACAACCAUACCGGGUGAGAAUAUCUCGGUAUUUGACAAUCGUGGACAGUCUAUUCCCAAUGGAAUGCGAUCAUGGAGAAAGUUACUCGAAUUUGGCGAAGAAGACUGGGUCCGAUUCAAUGCCUUGAAGACGACCCAGGAGACAACAGCAGCCAGGCUAUUUAGUAGUGGGACCACUGGAUUACCCAAAGCUGUGACAAUCACUCAUCACAAUCUCAUUGCUCAGCACGAACUUGUGCUGGGAGCAAAUCCUCGGCCUUACGCUAUCUCGCGUAUUAUUGCUGUUCCCGUCUUUCAUGCAUCGGCAGCUCCUGUGACGCACAUCUCAACAUUGAAAGCCGGAUCGGCUGCCUACAUGAUGCGUCGCUUCGAUCUCGAAGAGUAUCUGAAUACCGUUGAAAAGUACAACGUUACCGAUCUUGCUAUGGUUCCUCCCAUUGUCAUCGCCAUUCUCAUGUCCCCUCUUUGCCAACAGCGACCUUUCCUCAAAAAGGUGCGGCUUGCUGCUUGCGGGGCUGCUCCUUUAGAUAAGGGGAUCCAAGGUAGAUUUCGAUUACUGAUGGGCGAUGGUAGCCCAUUCACUCAAGUAUGGGGCAUGACAGAGACUUCCUGCAUUGCUACGAUGUUCCCUUACCCAGAGCAUGAUGACACGGGAUCUGUUGGACGGCUCAUACCAAAUCUUGAGGCAAAACUGAUUGAUGAAGACGGCAAUAACAUCUCAGCAUAUGGUGUCCGUGGUGAGCUGUGUGUUCGCGGACCUACAGUGACACCGGGGUAUUUCAACAACGCCGAGGCUAACACUCAUUCGUUCGAUUCCGAAGGGUGGUUUAAGACAGGUGAUAUUGCCUUUUGUGACCAGGCAACCAGAAAGUGGUACAUUGUAGACCGAAGAAAAGAAUUGAUCAAAGUACGGGGGUUUCAGGUAGCACCUCCCGAGCUUGAGGCCGUUCUUUUGUCACAUCCACAAAUGGUUGACGCUGCAGUGAUUGGGAUCACCUUUCCAGGUGCUGAUACAGAAUUUCCUCGUGCUUAUGUCGUCCGACGGCAGGGUGAUUCUGGAUCAAAGCUCACGGAAAGUGAUGUUCAACAGUACGUUUUGGAACGGCUCUCAAAGUACAAAGCACUUACCGGGGGUGUCAAAUUCGUGGGAGCCAUUGCAAGAAACCCUAGUGGGAAGAUAUUGAAGCGAGUGUUGAGAGAAGAUGCCAAAUUGGAAAUCGAAGCUGGGCUUCUCAAACCCAAGCUUUGA